AGAUUUACUAAGUAUAUCCACAUAUGUACAUAUAUUUAUCUAACAACUCUACUCAGAAAAAAACAUACAAUUUUUGUUGUCAUAGAACUCCAAUGCGAAUCGAUAUUAAACAAGUCUUCGAAUUUUCAUGUUAAAAAAAAUUUUAUAAAAUAAAAUGUCGAAGUCCGUUACCAGCUUGAAAUCGCAGUCGCGUAGAAAACCAUCAAAGACUCAUUUGGCGAAGCCCAGCACGGUUAAUACUGUGAUUACUGAACAAGAUGAUGUUCCUGCAGAAGAAGACUCAGAUGUUCAAUUAGUUACGACAGGUAAACUGCAAGUAAAGAAGUGGCGCGAACCUGAUUCAGAUGAUGAAGGCAAUCCAGAGCAUACCUAUGAUAUUGCUGAAGCUUGGCGAAGUCUUUUUAGUUUAUCAUCGUGCCACCAAAUAAUCCUGAAAGAAAAUGUUCAACGACGUUUACAACUUUUGGUUGGAAUGAAUGUUACUCAGGAAUUCCCCUGGAAACAAAUAAAAUAUAAAAAUUUGAUAGAUCAAUUUGAAAAUAUAGAAGAUGGUGAUUUUAUGAGCUCAGCACUUGAAGGGUUUAAUUUAGAGGAUCAUUUGCUAUUUGGUUACGCACCUAUUUUAACAGAAAAUCAAGAUGAUGUCCCUGAAGGCGAUCCAUUCAUUGUCUUUUUGAGUCCUGCAGAUGCUAAAAUAGCAUUAACUAUAAUUCGAAAUAUGGAAUUAUAUGAGCGCUGGCUUGUAAACAAACGUUUGAUAAAAAAACCUCGUAGGUGGAUAUCACUAGGUAGUGAAAAUGAAGUAAACAUGACUAUGGAGCAAGUCCACUCGAGUCCGUUAGAGGUUGAAGUGCAAAGUGUAUAUCCUUUAAAAAUACCUGUAGUCAAAGAGUUUUCUUUACGGAAAUCUUCAGAUAUACGAGAUGGAUAUGUAGAGUUAUUACCUAGUGAAUCAAUAAAAUUUGAAAAUGUUACGCGCCGUCGAGUUACUAUUGGAAUACAAUCCGCACCAACUUUAAUUGAUCUAGAGCAGCAAACCGAUCCCACAUUUCCAACAAAUGCUUGGGCACAAUAUCUAUAUGAAAUAAGUGAUGAAGAUGGAAUGGAUGAAACAUCAGAAGACGAGACCUCUAAGGAUCAAAUGCACGGCCCAAGCAGAAGUCCCACACCAUCACCAAUGGAACCUCCAAUAUCUAAACCACCACCCGUAAUAUCAUCUAAUAUUCGACUGUUACUGGACACCCUUGAGUUCAAUCAGAUCGAUAUGUACCGUAAUGAUUAUGCAUAUAUUUGUAAUAAACCUAUUGAACACUACACAACUCCACAUUUAGAAGAAACCUUGUGUUUUGCUAAUAUAUCCAAGAGCUAUGAGCGCUACGUUUGCGGGAUAGAUUGGUAUUCCUCACUGUCAGGAUUAAUUGCUACCUCUUAUACAUUCAAUACACCUGCAACAGUUGAAAUAAUCUCUCGGCAUGUGGAUGUAGUUCAACGUGCUGUAUUGCAGCCAAAUCCGAUUUUAAUGUGGAGUUUUGCUGAUAAUUUAAAUUACAAAUUAGAGUUCGAAUCAUCUCAAGAAGUGACCGUACUCUCAUUUUGUCCACACGACCCUAAUCUUUUAUUCGGUGGAGGUAAAAAUGGUCAAAUAAUUGCUUGGGAUUUACAAGGUCGGGCAGAAAAACUUGACGCUGAAGAAAUACUAACAGCGGCACAAUCCAAAUAUCGUGUUUUAAUAGCUGAUUUCUUAAAAUGGACAAUACAGAUAAAUGAAGAUGCUAUUGUACCGCCGGUCAUGUCAUCAGCUUUAGAAGUGUCACAAAAAGCUUCAAUCACUGGAAUAUAUUGGUUGGGUCAACAUUUUUAUGUAAAUUCCUUUGGAAAGACUCUUACUGAUCCAAAUAAAGAUGUUGUACAUAAAUUCUUUCUCACUUGCUCCGUGGAUGGAACAAUUUCCUUCUGGGAUUUGGAUUCAACAAAUGAUAAAAAACUUCAAGCUGGAACUUUAAGACAUGAUCAACCCAAAGCUCUGACUCAAAGUGAAUCCAUCUAUAAAAAUAAAGUGUUAAAACCUAUAUUUACUAUUGUAUUUAAUGAACCUAUAACAUCCGUAUUUUGCGAUUCAUCUGUAUUUCACUGCAAGGUCCCAGAUUCUGCAAAAAAAAAAGUAAAUUCGAAUAAUUUUGCUACAAUUUUAGAACCAAUUAAUCCAAAAGAAAUAAGACAGUCUGUUAUAACAUCAUCAUUUUAUGGACACAUUGAAAGACUGAAUUGGUUAGGCUCAUAUGCCGAUGAAGAAUGCCGCGAGACCGUUUCUAAAUCUAUAAAUUUUGCUAGAGUUCACGAUGGUCCAGUAAUUGCAAUAAGGAAGAAUCCAUUUUAUCCAGUUGUAUUUGUUUCAAUAGGUCGGGCUAUAUUUGCAGUAUGGAAAGAAAAUUUUAAUUAUUCGCCAAUAUUUUGGAGAAAAUGUUCUGCCGAUUUGACAGCGGUGACAUGGAGUGAGUCGAGACCUGGAAUUUUAUAUCUCACACGUAUUGAUGGGAAUAUGGAAGCUUGGGACAUUUUAGCGCGAGACGAUGAUGCCUGCUACAAUGAUAUUUUGGGCGGUGGAAUAAUUACGGCGAUAUCGGAACAUCGCCCUUCAGAACCUGAGAAGCUACUUGGAAUUGGUGAUUAUAACAGCAGUUUCCGCAUGAUGAAGUUACCACAAAGUUUUUACACUCCAGAGCCUAAAGAACUGGAGAGAGUUAAAGAGUAUUUUAGUAAGGAAGAAAACCGUAAAAAAUCUAUUCAGGCUUGGGAGCAUCAGUAUUUCGAAAAUAAUCGUGACAUAAUUGAGGCAAAACGUCAAGCUGAAUUGGAUGCUAGGAAGGAACUAGAACGACUUGAAAAGGAAUAUAUAAUAAAUGCAACGCGCAAAGUUAAGGAAGGCGAGGAUGAGAAUAAAGAUGAAUCUAAAAAUCUUUCAUAUACAGAACGAAUGAAACGUAAAUGGGAUGAAUUGAAUUUAAAUCGUUUACUAAGCAUUUUAAUGUCACGCAAGCGUGUUGAUGAAGAAAAGCUAGAGAGAGAAACUCGGCUUGAAAAAAAACAUUUAGCUUAUGAGGCUGCAAAGAAACAAUCCUUAAUUCGCAUCCAGCAACGAGUGGGUGAAGAAGUAGCAUCUGUAAGAGCAAGGAUACUACCUCACGAAAAAGUUGAUCUACAACGUAUCGACAUGAUACUUUCAUCUGUAAGAGUAUUAAUGGAGGCCGUCGAUGAUUAUGUUGACACUGAAAUGGAAUCCAAUGAAAUAGUAAAAGACUUUGAUGCCUUUGAUACUUUAAGUUACAUAGAUUUCUUAUAUCGUGGAGAUCAUCGUCGUCGUUUGCUGAACAAGUCAAUAGGUGGGAAUACUGAAAGAUUAUAUUGGUAUGAAUGCAUCCAAGACGAAGAUCUCUUAGAAGAAUGCAGUUGGUGGUAUGACAGUUUUCUUGACCCCCAAAUAUCCAUAAAUGUUAAUAAGAAUAACGAAAUACAAAAUUUGGAUUCCGAUAUGAGGUUAACAUAUACGGGAGACUAAACGUGUAAAACAUUAAAUACAAUGAAUAUUAAAAAUACCAUACAUUUUCAAUGCUAAUUGUUUAGUUUUAAUUUUCGUAUACAUACACAUUCUUAUGAACGUUAACUAAGUUAACCUUUUUAAAAGAGUAAGCUCAACACAUCAUUGACCAUUUUAAAGUGAAGUGUCAUAUAAUAUCACUCUAAAUAAAAACUGGUAAU
This is a messenger RNA of Zeugodacus cucurbitae (melon fly), 3756 nucleotides long. It is a transcript of the gene mmm, whose product is annotated as dynein axonemal intermediate chain 3. Gene Ontology annotation, biological process: inner dynein arm assembly; cilium movement involved in cell motility. Gene Ontology annotation, cellular component: inner dynein arm. Gene Ontology annotation, molecular function: dynein heavy chain binding; dynein light chain binding. The record is from RefSeq and is a predicted model, not a curated record. The transcript has 10 exons. The coding region runs from base 155 to 3556 and encodes 1133 amino acids. Lineage: Eukaryota; Metazoa; Arthropoda; Insecta; Diptera; Tephritidae.